This is a messenger RNA of Brassicogethes aeneus, 2829 nucleotides long. NCBI's taxonomy places the organism in Eukaryota, Metazoa, Arthropoda, Insecta, Coleoptera, Nitidulidae. The record is from the annotation of a GenBank genome assembly.
AUGGUAGAUAGUCACCGUCCCAGUGUUAACCAGACAGCAGAAGAGCCAAGGCCACGGCCAAGAUGGGGAAGUUUUGACAUACAUCCACCUCUUUUGACACUGAACCCGGAACACUCAAAAAUUUACGCUAGGCGGCACUCGGCCCACACAUGCCCGGUAACAGAAGAAAAACAUGCACCAAUCCAAAACGCGACGCAGAAUACAAUCAUGCCGCCUCCGAUCCCCUUGCGUCCGCCAGCGGUACCCAAAAGAAACAAUGCACCGGCAAAACCCAACGAAAGACGUCACCCGAACACGCCGCCUCCUUUGCCGCCGACGCCAAAGUCGCGCGUGCUACCCCAAAUAGCCGGCGGGUUUGAGGCGGCCAAACCGAAACCGCCUCUACGCAACAUGGUUUCGGUGGAUUCGAACCUAAACCGGCGGUACGAUGUAAACAGGAACUCGUCCCCGAAACAACUGAAUAACAAAAUACCUGUGGCGUUCGCUUUCGAAAGCCACAACGCCAACCAGGAGAUACCAAAGCUACCGCCCGCCCCCAGCGGACCGCCGCCUCCUUGUCCGAAAACCCACAAACUCCCUCAGCAAUCCAGCAAACCACCACCCACGCCUGGCAGAGUUUCAUUAAGACAGGAUUCCAGUGUAUCAAGCGACAGCUUCAGCCAAACAUCGUCACCGAGUUACACCACCAAAACAAUGGAAACCCCCUUACUCCCUCCAAAAACUCCCAUACACAAACAUCAAAACGGCGGUCUACUGUCAAAGGUUGUCAAAGACAUCGAAGAAGAUCCCAAUGGAAACAACACCAACUUAACCAAAAGCGCAUCGACCCCGGCCAGUCUACAAGCCGUUGUCAAAUUCCACAACGGCUCCAACAUGUCAUUACACCACAGGAUAAUCAGAGACCUGAGAAGACCCUCGAGCGUGUACGGUCGUAGGCUUCGCUUCCGACUUGCUCAAGUAAUUUUAAAUGCAGUAGCGUUAUUCGCUAUUGGUGCAGGCAUGGCGGCAUAUUUCAAAGCUUAUCCGACAAACGUAACGAUUGUGAACACGACGGUAAUCAACGUAACUUCGACUCCGUUGCGGAUCGAGGUGAACCCCGCUCCCGGCAUAUGUUUGCCGGUGAUCGUGAAAUUUUGCCAGGACCAUAAAGUUCCCUACAACUUUACAGUUUAUCCAAACUACAUGGGUCAUUUUGGUCAACGUGACGCCGAACACGAGCUCGAAGUGUACGAUGCAGUUGUUGACGUUCGCUGCUACGAAUUGGCCGCAUUGUUUCUCUGCUCUCUAUUUGUUCCCAAAUGCGGACCAGUUGGCGACGUCGUUAGACCAUGCAAAAGCCUAUGCGAAGAAACAAAAAAGCGUUGCGGAUUUUUUCUCGACGUUUUCGGCUUAGCAUUGCCAGAUUACCUGGACUGUGACCUUUUUCCAGAGUCUAUAAACCCAAACGAAUGCGUUGGCCAUCGAGAAGUCCAAGCUGAAAAACUUCGACAGCUUCGACCUGUUUGCCCGACCGGCUUCCAAUGCGACUCAAAGAGGUGUAUACCAAAGGACUGGCAGUGUGACGGUUACGUCGACUGUAAAGAUCAAUCGGACGAACUGAACUGUCAUAAAUGCGGCACCGGUAUGAUACAUUGCGGUGCCGACAAGUGCAUUACGCAGGAACACAUGUGCGAUGGUAAAGUCGAUUGUCCAUGGGGACAAGACGAACGGAAUUGCUUGCGAUUAAGCGAAAGAAAUGGAGACGAAGGUAAAGGGCAAUUGGAGGUCUAUCGACCGGAUCAAGAGAAAUGGGUGCCGGCAUGCGUCGCUCACUGGGACGAAAAAUCGCCCAAGAAAAUCUGCUCCAUACUAGGAUACUCGCAUGCAAACAGAAGUCAACUGUUGAAGGGCAUCGACAUCAAGUCGCCGCCAAUCCACGAAACAACGACCCUAUGGAGGAUGAAUCAGAACAAGCCGCCGAAAAAUUUGCUGAGGCAGUUCGGGUCGUGCAAUAAGACCACCUACCCCACCGUCAACUUAUCCUGCAUGGAUUUCAUGUGUGGAAAGGCGAGGAAAAGUUACGCUGAACGGCGGGCUUUACGUAUCGUAGGCGGCGUGGCCUCAAAACCUGGCGACUGGCCCUUUUUGGCCGCCCUUCUCGGAGGGCCCGAGGAAAUUUUUUAUUGUGCCGGAGUGCUUAUAGCAGAUCAAUGGGUCCUUACAGCCUCGCAUUGUGUCGGAAACCACUCGGAUGUUUCUGGAUGGAAAAUUCAGCUGGGCAUCACCCGACGGCAUUCUCAUGCCUUUUAUGGGCAGAAAAUGCGCGUAAAAAGGGUAGUUCCGCAUCCGAUGUACAACCUCGGCGUGGCACACGACAACGAUAUAGCUCUAUUCCAGCUAUCUUCCAGGGUAUCUUUUCACGAACUUUUACUGCCCGUCUGUCUUCCGCCGGCACAUAAACAACUUCAUCCAGGCACGGUGUGCACUGUAAUAGGAUGGGGCAAGAAGGAAGACACUGGAUUGUCGGAAUACGAGCCAGAAAUCAACGAGGUCGAAGUGCCAAUUCUCAACAGGGACUUAUGCAACGACUGGCUCGAGAGCCGCGAUCUUAACGUCACCGACGGAAUGAUUUGUGCCGGCUACAUCCAGGGAGGCAAGGACGCCUGUCAGGGCGAUUCCGGAGGGCCACUUCUCUGCAGAGACAAAAGCGACUCAGACAAAUGGUUUGUAGGUGGCAUUGUAAGUUGGGGUAUAAAAUGUGCCCAUCCGAAACUUCCGGGCGUUUAUGCCUACGUCCCGAAGUACAUCCCGUGGAUUCACCAGCAAAUGAAAAUCUACGACUCAAAUUAA